UCUGACUUUGUCAUUGCCAGGGUAAUCUUUCAGCCACUGACAUUUGAAGUACUCGACGAAGUUGGGUCUACCCCGAAAUACUUUUAAUACUCCGAGUUUGAAAUCGUAAUCAUGGUGAGGAUUCCGUUUGGCAAGAAGCACGCUGAGCAAGCUACUCGAUGGGUAUCGUCCGGAGCUGGCUUCGGCGGAGCAGCUGGUUUGGCCCUUCUCUACUUCACAGAUUGGAAGGUCGUUCUCCAAUAUGUUCCCUUCUAUGGCAGUAAAUUCGAGAAAUCAGAAUAAAGUGGUAUCUGCAUUAUAUUCUGUAAUCUAUUUAAAAUAGAAUAUUAGGUAUUUCGAAAAA
Molecule: messenger RNA, 343 nt
Organism: Hermetia illucens (black soldier fly)
Lineage: Eukaryota; Metazoa; Arthropoda; Insecta; Diptera; Stratiomyidae
Product: cytochrome b-c1 complex subunit 10-like
Exons: 2
Coding region: 112-282 (56 amino acids)
Biological process (GO): mitochondrial electron transport, ubiquinol to cytochrome c
Cellular component (GO): mitochondrial inner membrane
Source: RefSeq, a predicted model, not a curated record